AUGUCCUGCCUGAUAUCCACGAAGCGAUAUAGAGAAUCUGCUUUGUUAAGGAUCCUUCAAAUUAUACAAUGCCUUGCUGUAACGAGUCCAAAAAAUUCAACCACGGCACUCGGAAGUUUCAAGGACGAAGAAACGAGGGAAAGUGAUGAAGAACAUGUUUUGAAAAAAGCGAUUGACAGAUGCGUCACUGCGCUAUUUACGAAUACGGCUGACAAUAUAACUUCGAAACUUGCACAAAAAGUUCUAACGUUUGUGAAAACUAAUCAAUUUGAAAGCCAACUAGCAACGGACAUGAUAUCAUCGCUGAUUUCGCAGAUGACCUAUGCAUCGCCAAGAUUUUGGUUACCAUUUGCUGAACAUGUUCUGCAUAAUCUUCGCAGCCUGUUGACCCCUGAUGCCCAAGCCGCUGAAGAGCUCGAAACCUCUACGCAGUGGUUUGUUGGUCUUGCUGGAUCACUACUAUCAACCACUAGUGAAAAUUACCUUGAAAAGAAGGAUAUUUGCUUUGAAAUGAUAGGCCUACUCGUAGCGUGCAAAAAUAAGGUGGCGUACAAUAAUGGAGCAAUAGGUCUCUGGUAUAUGCUUUACAUGCUUUCCCGAAUUUAUCCCGAAAAUUCACGAUACAUCAGCGAUCGGCUGAACCGCCCACUUAGUGAAUGGGUGCCUGUAAGGGAGUGGGGUACACUGCAUGAUCUUCAACAAUCAAAAAUGGCAUGGUAUGUACCUGGUGAGAAAGGAAAAGAGCUGGUGAAAUUGCUUUUGAGAAAAUUUGUGUUUCCUGUAGUCGACUUAUUGCGAGAUGAAAAACUGGACAGAGACACGUUGAAGAAAGCAUUCUUCAUUUUAAGUUACGGUUUGAGCGGUUCCAUCACUUGCUUUCCUAUGCCGUGUUCUCCCGUGUUUGAUUCACCUAAUACAGUCUUACCUUGGUUUAAAGCCGAUUUAGCCAAUCCCUCCGUCGUCAGCUGGGAUAUUCCUUAUCCAUCGGGUAGAAAUUUUCGCGAAGAGCUCGUAGAUGUAUUGGAAAAGGUUAUAGAACGAUUGGUGACAUCUAAAAGAGAGCACACUCAAGUUUUGUCAUGCAUAUGCCGAAUACUCCAUAAUUUGAUUGAAACAAGUUACACGGACUCGCACCAAUUAGACAUAGCAUCUGGCGAACACUCCGAUAUUUACAACUACUUGACGACACCACUUUCGAGGAAAGUGCAAAUUUUUGUGCUUGAAUCUCAAGCAUAUGUUUCACAUAUGAGAAUGGUGGUUGAAUCUCCCGAACGUGCUUUCACCAUGUUCCAUUUGAGAGUGUUUCAUUUACUGGCUCGUUUGACCUUGAAUGAUUAUUCUGAAGUACGCGGGGAGGCGCGAGCUGUUUUAUCCACGCUUUUCUCGGAGUACGCUAUUGCAAAAGAAACCAUUGUAGAGGAUAUUCUUCCCACGCUUAGUGAUCCGAAUAGCACUAGGGAUCAACUGAAGGGGGCUUUGUGUAUGAUUUCACAAUCAAAUUGGGCAACUUCAAGCACCAUAGGUACUAAAAUGAAAGUUUGGAAAGCAAUUAUCGAAAUGAAGGUAGUCGAUUACCCUGAGGUUAUUGAUCUUUACGAUGACUUGUGGAAUGAAAUCGGGAAAAUGCAAAAACCGGCUCGAAAGCAUUACGAAUGCAAAAAAUUGAACGCUUUCUGCAAAGAGUGGCUUCAUGAGCUUCCGAAAAGUGGAGAAUGGUCAAAGUUCAAAGAUCCAAAAGUUCUGGAGGAUACCGUAAAAAUGAGGGCAGCACGGAGGGCCGCAAAUCAGAAGUAG
Messenger RNA from Strongylus vulgaris, 1794 nucleotides. NCBI's taxonomy places the organism in Eukaryota, Metazoa, Nematoda, Chromadorea, Rhabditida, Strongylidae. The record is from the annotation of a GenBank genome assembly.